AUGGUUGAGGUUGACGUGCACAGCCGCCCGGGCCCGCGCCGCGCUCAGCAACAGCCCCAGCAACAGCUGCAGCAUCUGCAGGGGACGGUACCAGUGCCAGGCUCAGCUCCAGGCUGCCUUCAUCCACCACCACCAUCAUCAUCAUCAUCACCACCAUCAUCACCAUCAUUGUCAUCAUUUGCUCCCCUUACUGUGGGGCUCCGGCCUGUCCCCUCCAUGUCACCAUCAUCAUUGUCACCACCAUCAUCGUCACUAUCAUCAUCAUCGCCGCCACCAUCGACACCACCACCAUCAUCACCAUCAUCGUCACCAUCAUUAUCGUCACCACCAUCAUCACCAUCGUCACCACCAUCAUCAUCACCAUCGUCGUCACCAUCAUCAUCCUCUGUCCCCCCCU
Tinamus guttatus (white-throated tinamou) is the source of this 397-nucleotide messenger RNA. NCBI's taxonomy places the organism in Eukaryota, Metazoa, Chordata, Aves, Tinamiformes, Tinamidae. The record is from RefSeq and is a predicted model, not a curated record.